GAAUAUCAUAGCAUCUGUAUAUUAUAGUUAUUUGAUGAAUUUAGAUUGUUUAUAUGGUCAUACGACCUAAUUUCUCUUAAUAUAACCCAUAAAUCCAUUUGUUCGACCAAAAAAAAAAACCCAUAAAUCCAUUUUAGUCUCCGAUUUGGGAACCUCCGAGAGAGGUAGAGACUUUACACGAAUUGGCAAAAAAAGCAAAAGAUUUGGCGAAACGUCCGUCCUCUUUGGUCUCUCUUGGCAAAUGCGUAGGGUUUAACUCCAAAACCAAAAAACCUCUCCGUCUCUGCUUUGAAUUAUGCGAAGAUUGAACUGGGUCCUGGGGCAUUUACAAGCACGAAGAACAUUUGAUUCCGCUUUAGGAUUGCGACCAGGGUCUCAGAAUCCGUUCUUCGAGCGCUACAUUCACGCUACAGGAACAUCCUUUUCCAGUGCUCGUAAUUACUAUGAUGUUCUUGGUGUUUCUCCGAAAGCUACCAGGGAGGAGAUUAAAAAGUCAUUCCAUGAGCUUGCAAAAAAGUUCCACCCUGAUACGAAUAGAGAUAAUCCUUCAGCGAAAAGGAAAUUCCAGGAAAUAAGAGAGGCCUAUGAGACUCUGGGAAAUACUGAAAGAAGAGAAGAAUAUGAUAAGUUGCGCUAUCGAAGUUCGGAUUAUGUAAAUAAUGACGGUGGUGAUGCAGAGAGGUUCAGACGAGCCUACCAGUCCAAUUUCUCGGAUUCGUUCCACAAGAUUUUUUCUGAGAUAUUUGAGGACGCAACUAAUCAGCUUUCAUCUGAUAUUCGGGUGGAACUGUCGCUUUCUUUUUCCGAAGCUGCAAAAGGGUGCAAAAAGCGUUUGGAUUUUGAUGCAUAUGUCUUUUGUGAUUCCUGUGAUGGGCUUGGCCACACUCUUGAUGCUGUGAGGGGAGCUUGUCCAACAUGCAGGGGCGUUGGACGAGUAACCAUUCCUCCUUUUACAGCACCAUGCCACACGUGCAAGGGGUCGGGACACAUUGUUAAGGAGUACUGCAAGUCUUGUAGAGGAUCCGGUGUUGUGGAAGCCACAAAGACGGUUGAAGUUGAGAUCCCUGGGGGGGUGGAGUCUGAAGCUACCGUCCUAAUCAAAGGUGCUGGUCAUGCAAGAUCAAGAACAAGUCAACCUGGGAACUUGUAUAUCAAAUUUAAGGUUGCUAAUGAUUCGACUUUCUCUAGGGAUGGCUCAGAUAUUUAUGUGGAUGCUAAUAUUAGCUUUACACAAGCCAUUUUGGGAGGCAAAGUUGUGGUGCCAACACUAUCAGGCAAGAUAGAGCUAGAUAUACCAAAGGGGGUUCAGCCUGGCCAACUUCGUGCUUUAAGAGGCAAAGGACUACCGAAAGGGGGGUUUUUUGUAGAUCAUGGAGAUCAGUAUGUGCGAUUCCGUGUUAACUUUCCCACCCCUAGUGAACUUAGCGAGCGUCAGCGUGCUAUACUGGAAGAAUUUGCAAAGGAAGAAAUCAACAGUGAAUUGAGUGGUUCUACUGAAGGAAGCUGUAGAAGAUUUAGUGAUGCUUAUAUGUUACUGGUGGAAUUGGACGGGUCCUCAGUUCAUACGCGAUUUCUCGAUAAUGGUGCUGCUUGCGAUAUUGUUGACCAAGUUAAUGGGAUGAACCCACCACCACGACAGAUGAAAAAGCUAAAAGCAAUCAGCAGACGAACGACAACACAAGACUAAUUUCAUCUAUUGCUGGUAGAACAAACAGCGUAACAAGAAGGGGUCAUAAUUUUGACCUCAGAUUUGAUCACAAACUCAUUUGAUAUGGUAAAGAAAAAGGAAAAACACUUCUUCGAGUUGUUUUUUUUUUGGCAUACUAGUUCCAAGUUGUUGUUACACAUCCUCUUAUCUAAUAACAGGGAUGAAACCAAAUGAAUUCACUCUAUGAUAUGUCUUUUAAAGAAAGAAGCUAAUAUUCAUAGUUUAACACUCGCUUAUGGUUCUGGGCAAAGAAGUCAGUUCAGUCUCCUGCUGAAUUCUCUUCUUAUCCUUUUCGGCUUUGAUCUCACCAUAAAAAUAAGAGACAAAACCCCAAAGGGAGAGAGCAAGAGAAAGACCCUUCUCUGCUUGGAACUUUUCAUGGUAGAAGAUAACAGCUAAAACCUCUGUGAUGGGCAAAAGGACCGAUAUCAUAAUACCAGAGACCAGAGAAGAUGCGCAGAAGAUCAAUCCAAUGGCUCCCAAGAAGAAUCCUUGCCAAAUUAUGGCUGAAAAGACAGCCACCACAUAGAACAUUGUCUCUCCAAGCUUGAAGUCUCUUGCUUCUUUUGGUAAGGCCUGCACAUCACCGGCGAUGAACAUACCGACGACGCUGACUAAAGAAGCAAGGAAGCACAAAAUCAACUGGACCUCUAGCACGAGCGUAUAGCUCAUGGGCUGCUUAGCUUUCUGGUAAGCAAGCUCAACCAAUGGCAAGAUAAAAGCAUACAUAACAGCUGCUGCCACGGUCACCAAGAACCCAAUGAUGUAUUGCUUGUGAGUCUCGUGAACCGGCUUAUCAGUUUCGGUAUGCAUUCCCAAUACAGCAGCUCCAACAGUCAACAAAACAACAGCGUUGAUGGUGAAAGGAGUGAACUUGUGGUGGACCAUGAAAUACGAGAAGAUGGCUAUGAAAGCUAAUUGUGAAGCAAUGAUAAGAGCAGCUGUUGAAACUGGGAGAUAAGCUAUGCCAUAUGCGUACAAGUAGUUAUCAAAGCCCGAGAGAAUUCCUAUCAGAGCAGCCGCUAAAAGGAGACGAGGUUUAAUGAGAAAGAAACUUGAAUUUCCGCCUUCGUUGUUGUUGCUUCUUCGCCGGUGAACGUAGGAGACGAGCAGAGGGAGGAAGAUAACUGGAAAGCCUGCGGUUUCAAGAAAAGUAGAGAACCAAAUCCUUUUGCCACCAUUGUUGAAGUAGAGACGCAUAAUCAGAGGACCUCCACAGUUUCCUAUGGCUAAAAUUAUGCAGUUUAUGAUCACAAGAGUCGUCCCCAUUUUUGCCCUUGUUGCUUCUGAUUUCCUGCUGUCUUUUGCUCCAAGCUUGUCUGUCCUGUCUGUAGAUCUGUUUUUUGUUUGUUUGUUUGACCUAGCGAGCCUCAUAUGGUUCAAUUAUGUGAUUUUUCCUAUUUUAUCUCCCACAAAUUCAGCUAACAGAGUUUAUGUUCAUUGUUCAGUAUCAAAACGUUGUAAUUAUCUAACAGUGAUAUUAAUUCCGUAUAACGUAUAUCCCAUAGUCCAUUGACUCCAUUCCCUGAUUUUAUCUGAAAUUCAAUAGUUUGGAAUUAGAUUUUGUUCUUUCUAAAU
Thlaspi arvense is the source of this 3286-nucleotide messenger RNA. The record is from the annotation of a GenBank genome assembly. NCBI's taxonomy places the organism in Eukaryota, Viridiplantae, Streptophyta, Magnoliopsida, Brassicales, Brassicaceae.